Molecule: messenger RNA, 1736 nt
Organism: Nycticebus coucang (slow loris)
Lineage: Eukaryota; Metazoa; Chordata; Mammalia; Primates; Lorisidae
Gene: NAGK
Product: N-acetylglucosamine kinase
Exons: 11
Coding region: 579-1613 (344 amino acids)
Molecular function (GO): N-acetylglucosamine kinase activity
Source: RefSeq, a predicted model, not a curated record
UCCGCAGUGUCUAGGCGUCCACACUAAAGCUCGGAUCGCAGCCUCUGGCGCUCCUGUGCUACCCAGGGAGGAGAUUCAGGACUGGAGCCUUACCUCUCCCCAACAACCUCUCCAGAAGCCUCUGGCAGGUUGUCACAGGACUUUUUCUUAACAUUGCAGGGUCCGGCCGAGCCUCUGUCACCGUGCGGGUCACACCUACGCGGCUCAAAGGCAAUGCGCAUGCGCCAGGCGGGCUGCCAGCAACUUCCGGGAGCUGAGUGGCGGGCAAGGCAGUGAAGUAUUCAGAGGGUCCAACCCCAACAUCCCUUUGUGGUUCCCCCGCUUGGGAAGCAGGCUCAGGGUGGGGAGGGGCGGAGCGGGUUCGGCAGGAGCCGGUGCGGACAGCACUCAUCCAACCCAGAGGUGAGUCCCAACCCUGGCCAUCCUGGGACCAGUGAGGGUCACGUGCCAUGCCCGGAGCACGCGCAGUAGAAGUCAGCCUGACUGGCCAAGCGGUCACGUGACGCAGGGCGGUGCCGAGCAGGCUAGAGGGAGCGGCUGUAGGGAGUGAAGGAAUCGGCGGCGGCAGUGGCAGUAGUAUGGCUGCGCUCUACGGGGGAGUAGAGGGGGGAGGCACACAGUCCAAGGUCCUUUUACUCUCGGAGGAUGGACAGAUCCUGGCAGAAGCAGAUGGACUGAGCACAAACCACUGGCUGAUCGGGACAGACAAGUGUGUGGAGCGGAUCAACGAGAUGGUGAACACGGCCAAACGGAAAGCAGGGGUGGAUCCUCUGGUACCUCUACGAAGCUUGGGCCUAUCCCUGAGCGGUGGGGAUCAGGAGAAUGCGGUGAGGAUCCUGAUGGAGGAGCUGAGGGACCGAUUUCCCUACCUGAGUGAAAGCUACCUAAUCACCACCGACGCCGCCGGCUCCAUCGCCACAGCUACGCCGGAUGGUGGGAUUGUGCUCAUCUCUGGGACAGGCUCCACCUGCAGGCUCAUCAACCCUAAUGGCUCUGAGAGGGGCUGUGGCGGCUGGGGCCAUAUGAUGGGAGAUGAAGGCUCAGCUUACUGGAUUGCACACCAAGCAGUGAAAAUAGUCUUUGAUGCCAUUGACAACCUAGAGGCGGCUCCUCAUGAUAUUGGUUAUGUCAAGCAGGCCAUGUUCAACUAUUUCCAGGUGCCAGAUCGCCUAGGAAUACUCACUCACCUGUAUAGAAACUUUGAUAAAUGCAAGUUUGCUGGGUUUUGCCGAAAAAUUGCAGAAGGUGCUCAGCAGGGAGACCCUCUUUCCCGUUAUAUCUUCAUGAAGGCUGGGGAGAUGCUGGGCAGACACGUCAUAGCAGUGUUGCCUGAGAUUGACCCCGUCUUGUUCCAAGGGGUGAUGGGCCUCCCCAUCCUGUGUGUGGGCUCUGUGUGGAAGAGCUGGGAGCUGUUGAAGGAAGGUUUUCUUUUGGCGCUGACCAAGGGCAGAGAAAUCCAGGCUCAGAACUUGUUCUCCAGCUUCACCCUGCUGAAGCUGAGGCACUCCUCUGCCCUGGGUGCGGCUAGCCUAGGGGCCAGGCACAUCGGACACCUCUUCCCCAUGGACUACAACGUCAAUGCCAUUGCCUUCUACUCCUAUACCUUCUCCUAGUGGGGGUUGGCCCUCACUUCACUCAUUCUCAGCCCAGUGGACAUUGGGUGCUUGAAGGGAGGAGACUUUUUCCAUUAAAAAACAAACACAGAAGAAAAUAAACACACUUUACCCACUCCCCAA